UUGUAACCACAGAAGAGAACUCAUUCGAGGACGCGUGCCCUGCCUCUCUUCACGGCCAAGCCUACUUCCUGGUGGAUGAGGCUGCGCCUGUGUGCGUGCUCGUAAAAGAAUAUGGGAAGCACGGUGAUGGAGUCUGGCAAGGAUAGCUCAAAGAAAAUGCCAAAGAGGAAACGAAGUCUGCGGAUAAACAUGCCAGACUUUGGUGCGUUUACUUCCCCACAAGUGGACACGAGCGGCUCAACCAAAAGUGGCACUCAGACGGGAGAGCGUCGCAUCCGUUCGGCCAGCCCCACCAAAGGGAUGUCUGCGAGGAGCCCGGCCAGCGCCACUUCGCCCCCAUGUUCUCAGUCUGCUCCGGUGCAGUUCAGGGCCGGCUCAGGCUCCCCAAGAACUAUCUUCCCCUAUCCCUCCCAUCAGGACUCCCCACCCAAGUCCCCCCGCCGACUGAGCUUCAGUGGUAUCUUCCGCUCCUCAUCCAGCUCCACACCUGCAAGCAUCAAAAUCUUCUCCAGAACCAGGAGAGCCUCUGGACUCUCCACACCACCCACCACCCCAACCCAGGCCUGCAGCCAACCUGUGUUCACCCAGGAGGCCCAGCCGAGCGGGCCGAGCCCUGAACGCCCGGAGGCGAGCGCCCGAUCCCGCUCGAUCUCCAUGCCUCCAGACACAGGGCAGCGCCUUAGCCUUCCCUCUGCUAGACCCCCCAUCCCUUCCUCGAGCCCCGUGCCAUCCUACUCUACCUCGCAACAAGUCUACGGGUUAUUCGAAGGCAUGCUGGAGAAACUUGAACUAGAUGAUGAUGCUGCUGAACCGGAGAGUGAUAUUUACAUGCGUUUCAUGAAAUCCCACAAGUGCUACGACAUCGUCCCCACAAGCUCCAAGCUGGUUGUGUUCGACACGGCCCUUCAAGUGAAGAAGGCGUUCUUUGCCUUGGUAGCCAACGGUGUGCGAGCUGCUCCACUAUGGGACACAGAGAAGCAAAGCUUUGUGGGAAUGCUGACAAUCACAGAUUUCAUCAUCAUACUACACCGAUACUAUAAGUCACCAAUGGUGCAAAUCUAUGAAUUAGAGGAACAUAAGCUUGAGACGUGGAGAGAGGUUUACCUUCAGGCAACAUUCAAACCUCUGGUCAACAUAUCACCUGACGCAAGCCUAUUCGAUGCAGUGUACACACUCAUCAAAAACAAAAUUCACCGCCUGCCUGUCAUCGACCCCGUCACGGGGAAUGCACUUUAUAUUCUCACACACAAGAGGAUCCUCAAGUUCCUCCAGCUUUUUAUGUGUGAAAUGCCAAAGCCAGCUUUCAUGAAGCAGACUCUCGGGGAGCUGGGCAUUGGUUCGUACCACGACAUCGCUUUCAUCCACCCGAACACGCCCAUCAUCAAAGCACUCAACAUUUUUGUGGAGAGACGAGUGUCCGCCCUGCCUGUGGUGGAUGAGUCGGGCAAAGUUGUGGAUAUUUACUCCAAGUUUGACGUGAUUAACUUGGCUGCUGAGAAGACCUACAACAACCUGGACAUCACGGUGACGCAGGCUCUCAAACAUCGCUCCCAGUACUUCGAAGGAGUCAUGAAGUGCCAUAAAAUGGAAACAAUGGAGACCAUAGUGGACAGAAUUGUCAAAGCUGAAGUGCAUCGGUUGGUGGUGGUGGACGAGCGCUCCAGCAUCGAGGGCAUCGUCUCCCUGUCCGACAUCCUCCAGGCCCUGGUGCUCAGCCCUGCAGAUGCCUGUAAGGAGGAGACCCUGACUGAGUGAGAGGGAGGAAGCGUCAGCUGGAGAGGAGACUUGGUGGGAGUUAAUACGUUUGGUGGUUGAGGCAGGGGGAGUGAGGCUGAGCAGAGCCAGCCUGAAGAUCCCAGAGUUCCCUGCAACGGAUGCACUAUAGAGGCUUGGAAACCAAA
Molecule: messenger RNA, 1901 nt
Organism: Anoplopoma fimbria (sablefish)
Lineage: Eukaryota; Metazoa; Chordata; Actinopteri; Perciformes; Anoplopomatidae
Product: 5'-AMP-activated protein kinase subunit gamma-2-like
Exons: 17
Coding region: 112-1755 (547 amino acids)
Source: RefSeq, a predicted model, not a curated record